This is a messenger RNA of Amphimedon queenslandica, 2853 nucleotides long. Its product is annotated as lysine-specific histone demethylase 1B-like. NCBI's taxonomy places the organism in Eukaryota, Metazoa, Porifera, Demospongiae, Haplosclerida, Niphatidae. The coding region runs from base 187 to 2724 and encodes 845 amino acids. Gene Ontology annotation, molecular function: oxidoreductase activity; protein binding. The transcript is spliced from 14 exons. The record is from RefSeq and is a predicted model, not a curated record.
ACUACUUAACUAUUGGUCACGUGACCAAUAGACUACACUCAUAAGACCAGAGAUACUUCAUUAUCUGAUUCUCUCCUCCUCUUCCUCAACUUCUCUUGUCUGGUCUCCAUUGACACGAUUGAGUGUUACGAUUAGGAAAGACACAUUCAUUUACUGAAGCGAUUUUCAUCUUUCAUCAGUUUUUAAAUGGCGUCUCCCCGUAAGAGGAAAAGGAAGCAAGGCGAUGUAUCAUUGGAUGAGGUUUCAUCUAAAAGAUCCUCCAAAGGCUGCGACCGGAAGUCUUGUCUCAUGACGUACUGCGAUCCUCCGCCAUUUUGUUUUUGUCACGCUACGGAAAAGUGUGCAAAAGAUGGUCACACUUCAAGAUGGUACCAUCUAUCAGCUGGUCAACAUUACUGCAACGAAUGCUUUGAACACUUUUAUAGGAGUCACAAGCCUGGUCAUAAGUUAUACGAGCAGUGGUCCUCAAUUUGGGAGAGAGAAGCAGGAGAUACCCUUCCCCCGAGAGCCAGCCAGUUCAUGGCGGACAUGUGGCUUCCUAUAUGGGUCCAGUGCACUAACGAGGGGUGUGGUCACUGGCGUAAACUCCCCGCCCACAUCGAACUCCAUCAUGUUAAACUCGACGUAGUCAAGUGUAGUGACUGUAGUCUUGACGAAGACCCAAUUGCUCUGAUGGCUAUGGAUCCGUUGUGGGUCCAUUCGAUCAGUUACAGUCCGUUGCUGAGAUAUUGUGAGCCACUGGCCUCGUUACUAGUUGAAUAUUACCCUGACGGUGUUGGUAUCAGCCCAACCACUGUUUGUAUACAAAGAAAUAAACAACAACAACAACAACAACAACAACAACAACAACAUGAAGAGUCGUCAACAAGUGGAGGCGGAAUUGCUAAUGGAGAGGCCCUCAAGAAAGAGGAGGGGAAAGAGGAAGUUGAAGACACUGUUGUUCCGUCCUAUGAUUGGUUGCAUCCUUUUAAUCACCCGAAGGAGGGGCCAAGGGGUGGGGCAUUAACUCCUGAUACUCUAGAGCCGUGUGAAUCCAAGACCUUUCCUGAGUGGAGCAAGUCUCCAGCACUUGAUGUAUACCUCAUAAUGCGAAACAUUGCUCUCUCACUGUGGUACAGUAACAAUACACAGCUAGUAACGGCCAGCAGGUGCAUGGACCUGGUGAGAUUACGUGGCACUGUUAGAAUAUGGAUAUCGUCUCAAUACGAGCGAGUUAUCCACUUUCUGUCAAGAAGAGGUUACAUUAAUUGUGGAUUAUUAUCCAUAGAACGCCCACUGGCUUCGAUGCAUUCAGUUAAUAAACAAUCAGUUAUAAUAAUUGGGGGAGGUCCUUCAGGUCUUUCUGCUGCUAGACACUUGGCUAAUUUUGAUUAUCAAGUCACUAUACUGGAGGCAUCAAAUAGAAUAGGUGGGCGUGUACACGACGUUAACAUCUUUGGUCAGAAUGUUGGACAGGGUGCCAUGUUUAUCACUGGUGUCAUUAAUAAUCCAUUGACGCUUUUAUCAAGGCAACGGGGCUACACGAUCCGCCUAGUGAAAGAAGACAAGUGUGAACUGAUACUGGAGCGGUCUGGUCUCUUUGCUGAAGGAGAGGUUGAUAAGAGGGUAGAGAAACAGUUCAACGCAUCUCUUGAUCGCCUUGCUGAAUGGAGGAAUAAGAAUAAUAAUUAUACUGACGACUCUUUAGAAAAUAAAUUGUCAGAGCUUCAUUCUCAAUUACUCACUGAGGAAGGCUACACUUAUACUCAAGACGAGAGAGGACUCUUUGAUUUUCACUUGAGUAAUCUUGAGUUUGCUUGUGGAGCUCAUUUAAGUGAAGUCUCUGCCUGUCAUUGGGAUCAUAAUGAUGCUUUCCCUCAGUUUGGAGGAGCUCAUGCUCUUGUCCAGUCAGGACUAGCUCAAUUGGUCCGUGAGCUGUUACCAGUUGAGACUCAGUUGCUGCUUAAUUCACAAGUGUGCCAUAUUGAUGCUAGUAGUGAGGAUAAUCCCGUGAUUGUUAAGUGUAGGAAUGGCAAUGAAUAUACUGCAGAUAAGGUUAUUGUGACCGUUCCAUUGUCCAUUCUUAAAGAUAAGACGAUCAAGUUCACUCCUUCCUUGUCACCUGCUAAACAAAAAGCAAUCGAGAGAAUUGGAGCUGGACUCGUGGAGAAGGUUACGCUAACUUUUAAAACUCCUUUUUGGAAGGAGAAAAUUGGAAAUGCCGAUAUAUUUGGUCAUAUACCACUAUCGACUGAGAAGCGUGGCCUAUUUAGCGUCCUGUACGAUAUAUCCCCAGUUCCACCUACCAUUAAUGACUCCUCAAUUAAAAAUGAAGGACCAGUUGCUCCUACUCCUGUGUAUAUGUUAAUGAUGACAGUUAGCGGUGAAGCUCUCAAGCUUUAUUACACACUCAGCGAGACUGAGAUCAAAGACGAGGCGAUUUCCGUUCUCAAGUUUCUAUUCCCAGACCAGACGGUACAGGAACCGGUCUCUGUCCUCUGUUCACGUUGGGGGAAUGACCCGUUCGUUAAGAUGUCCUAUUCGUAUGUGUGUGUGGGCGGGGCAAGCGAGGAUUACGAUGUAAUGAGUGAAGAGGAGGGGAAUGGAAGGAUUCAUUUUGCAGGAGAAGCCACCAAUAGAUGGUAUCCACAAAGCGUUACAGGUGCUUACAUUAGUGGAGUUAGGGAGGCUUGUAAAAUCAUAGAGUCCGAUUUUUUUAGCUCAAAAAUUCAUAACAACAAAUGAACUACUAUGAAUUGUUAUUUAUUGAUAAUUAUUAUUAUUAUUGCUGUUUCACUUUAAAUUUUUGAUGCACAUUGUAAAUAUUUUUUCGACCAUUUUUUCUUAUGGAGGCGAUUUUAAUUUUACUAGUAA